This is a messenger RNA of Tetrahymena thermophila SB210, 987 nucleotides long. Its product is annotated as phosphatidylinositol 4-phosphate 5-kinase. The record is from RefSeq and is a predicted model, not a curated record. Lineage: Eukaryota; Ciliophora; Oligohymenophorea; Hymenostomatida; Tetrahymenidae. The transcript has 2 exons.
AUGAUAUAAAAAACUAUAAAACUAAAAAAUGGAGAUAUUUAUGAAGGUAGUUAUGAUGAAAAAUAAAUGAAAAUGCAUGGAAAAGGAACUUAUAAAUUUGCUAAUGGGGAUUUAUAUGAAGGGGAAUUUAAAGAUAAUAAAUUUUGUGGCAGUGGAAUAAUUACUACAAAAGACUAUAUAUUAAAAGGAGAUUUUUUUGAUAAUAAGGCGAAUGGUAUGUGUAUCAUUGAAUAUAAUUCAGGAGAUAAAUAUUAAGGAAGUGUUAAAAAUAAUUAAAAAAAUGGAAGAGGAGUUCUAUUAUUCUCUAAAGACAAUCCUAAUUGUAUCAGAUAUGAUGGAGAAUUUGAUGCUGAUUAGUAUCAUGGGGAAGGAAAAUUGAAUUUUAAAAAGCAAGAAAUCAUAUAUCAAGGUGCUUUUAGGUUUGGGUAAAUCCAUGGUAAAGGCAUAAUUACUCACCCAAAUUACACUUACGAAGGUAGUUUUUAGUAUGGUAAAAAAAAUGGAAAAGGAAUAUUGAAAUUUAAGAAUUAGGAAGUGUAUGAAGGAAGCUUUGAAUCAGACUAGAAAUAAGGAUUUGGAAUAUAUAGAUAUAAAGAUGGAGCAUGCUAUGAAGGAGAGUUUAAAAAUGAUGUUAAGCAAGGGAAAGGGAAGCUCACGAUGCCAAAUGGAGAAAUAUAUGAAGGUUACUUUUUGAAUGGUAAGUUUGAUGGUGAUGGUAAAUAUACCUUCAAAGAUGAAAAUAUAGUAAUUGAAGGACAAUUCAAAGAGAAUAUGGCUGAAGGAAAAUGCAGAAUUUAUCAUUUUUCCAAUAACUAACUCAAUGAUAAAACUCCAAAUUAUUACGAAGGGAGUUUUUAUCAUAAUUCUAAGCAUGGCCCCUGUAAGUUUGUCCUUCAUAAAAAUAACGAAGUCUUAGGAGUAUUUACAGGAAAUUAUGUACAUAAUAUUGAAAAAGUAGUUAAUUCUGAUUAUGGAACAAGAUUUUGA